Molecule: messenger RNA, 1645 nt
Organism: Pseudomassariella vexata
Lineage: Eukaryota; Fungi; Ascomycota; Sordariomycetes; Amphisphaeriales; Pseudomassariaceae
Exons: 2
Coding region: 130-1338 (402 amino acids)
Molecular function (GO): protein binding
Source: RefSeq, a predicted model, not a curated record
CCCAACUCCUACAUCUGCAAAACAUACCACCUCUCAACGUUUCCAACAGUCUCCAUUGCUAGCGGUUAAGUUGAGUUCCAUGCUCAUGCUCAAUCUCAUAUCACAACAAGGAAAGACAACGCCCUCAUCAUGACCAAACAGACAAACGACGACGCCAGCCGCGAGUCCCCACGCCACAUCGAACUGGCAGAUGACGAGAACCGCAGCAAAGACAACACCAACGGCGAACCUAGUCCUGCCUUGACGGACAGCAAAGGCUGGGAUGGCAAGCUACGCAUCGAACGCAACGCCGUCCUGCAGAACCACGCGGCCCUGUCAGAUCCAGAGUAUUCGGACGAGGAGAAUGUCUUCCCCGGCGACGAGAUUUCGGCCGAUGAAGAUCUCUUGGAUGACGAGGACCCUGAAACUGAAGACAUCUCGCUCACACACUCGCGAAUUGGGAAUAUUCCAGCACUCCGGCUAGACAGAUUCAAGCAUGUCGUGCGGCUGUGCCUCCGUCAGAACGUCAUUCAGCAUAUCGAGGGGUUGUCGAGUCUGGGCCCCACCAUGCAAGAGUUGGACCUCUACGACAACCUCAUUUCACAUGUCAGAGGCUUGGACGAUCUGGUCAACCUCACUUGUCUCGAUCUGAGCUACAACAAGAUCAAGCACAUCAAGCAUAUCGAACAUCUGACGAAACUGACCGAUUUGUUCCUCGUAUCCAACAAGAUCAGUUCCCUCGAUGGCCUGGCGACCCUGACCAACUUGCGACAACUUGAACUCGGGUCGAAUAGGAUCAGGGAGAUCAAAAACCUCGACUCUCUCCAGAACCUGGAGCAACUGUGGCUUGCCAAGAACAAAAUCACCGAAAUAAAGGGUCUGGCCAACCUGCCCAAAUUGAAGCUCCUCAGCAUCCAGUCGAACCGUAUCAAAGAUCUGUCGCCCUUGCGCGAAGUUCCGCAGCUGGAGGAGUUGUACAUUUCGCACAACGCGCUCGAGAGUCUCGAUGGGCUCGAGGCCAACACGAAGCUAAAUGUCGUUGACAUAUCAAACAACAUGAUCAAAAGUUUGCAAGGCCUUGGUCCGUUGAAGCAACUUGAGGAGUUUUGGGCAAGUCACAAUCAGAUUGGCGAUUUUGCCGAAGUGGAACAUGAAUUGGCCGACAAGGAGGACUUAACAACCGUCUACUUCGAAGGGAACCCGUUGCAGUUGAGACAACCAGCAUUAUACCGGAACAAAGUGCGUUUAGCACUACCACAGUUGAAGCAGAUCGAUGCAAGUACGUUAUGGAACCCCAAUUCGACCCACAAUGCUGAAUGGCAACUAACACAAGACGUAGCUUUUGUGUUGGCAACAUGAGGUGUUUUUCCGUAGUGAGUGAGUGAGUGAGUGAGUGAAUGAAAGGAUACACCAAUAAUAAAUUUGAUAACGACGUCCAAUGAGUUAUGACACGGUCUGAGGCUUUCGGCGGCUUGUCGAGGAGCUCAUAGCGAGGCGUUUCGGGGAUAUGGGGAGGAAUCAAACUUGAACCAACACACCACGCAGUCGUGGAUGGAGCUUCAGCGCACUUUGGGUUAUGCAGCAAUGUUUUAGAGAGUGGUGUCAGUCUCCUGAGCUAGAGAACAGCGCUCAUGUUUGGUGGUCAUCAUAGGGACACGAAGACGUU